Alternaria rosae is the source of this 1853-nucleotide messenger RNA. RefSeq names its product Formamidopyrimidine-DNA glycosylase N-terminal domain-containing protein. Gene Ontology annotation, biological process: base-excision repair. The coding region runs from base 253 to 1650 and encodes 465 amino acids. The record is from RefSeq and is a predicted model, not a curated record. The transcript has 4 exons. Gene Ontology annotation, cellular component: nucleus. Lineage: Eukaryota; Fungi; Ascomycota; Dothideomycetes; Pleosporales; Pleosporaceae. Gene Ontology annotation, molecular function: damaged DNA binding; DNA N-glycosylase activity; DNA-(apurinic or apyrimidinic site) endonuclease activity.
CAUAUCGAUGGGUGUCAUGAGGAAGAUGAGACCAGAGAUGAGACGGAACACGAGUCGUGACGUAGUGGGCUUAUCCCGUGAGAACGCGUCUUGCGCUAAACCUGGAUCCGCGACGCGCGACCUCAGGGUGCUCGAGCUCAACCACGACUGUAACUUCCUCGAUUGACGUAUUGCGCAUCGUUUUUGAGCUCUUCCCAAUCCUAAUUACUACAUCUACGAAGCAAUCCAAAGUCUUGCGCAAGAUUCAGCGUCAUGCCUGAGAUCGCAGAAGUUGCGCGCAUUGUCGGCUUCCUGAAGAAACAUGCCGUUGGUAAGACGAUCAAAAAUGUCAUGGCACAGGACGAUAAUAUCGUCUUUGGAAAGGUCGGAACGUCAGCAUCCGCCUUCCAGGAGGCUUUGACCGGCAAGAAAAUAGUAGACGCACGACAGCAGGGCAAAUACUUCUGGCUGGUCAUGGACUCGCCGCCACAUCCUUUGAUGCACUUUGGAAUGGCAGGCUGGAUGAAAUUCAGCAAUGAUGAUUCAGCACAUUAUCGUCCGGCGAAACCUGAAGAGGCAGAAUGGCCACCCAAGUACUGGAAGUUCAUCCUGCAGUUGAAAGACUCCGAGAACGAGGUCGCGUUGGUAGACGCAAGACGGCUUGCUCGUGUGAGAUUGGUAGACGCCGCUGCCGAGGACAUGAGAAAGACUACACCACUGAAAGAGAACGGGCCGGAUCCUGUCAUCGACAAGGACAUCUUGACAGUGGACUGGCUCAGCAAGAAGCUACGCAGCAAGAAGGUGCCUGUGAAAGCAUUGCUCCUUGACCAAGCAAACGUGUCCGGCAUAGGAAACUGGGUUGGUGACGAGGUUAUGUAUCAGGCUCGUCUCCAUCCCGAGCAGUACAGCAAUACCUUUAGCGAUGAGCAGAUAAAGCGACUGCACGAUGCCAUCAUGUACGUCUGCGACACCGCCGUGGAAGCCAACGGAGACUCGGAUGCUUUCCCCAAAGAUUGGUUGAUGAAACAUCGUUGGGGCAAGGGCAAGAAGGAAGCCCAGAAGCUGCCCACCGGCGAAAAGAUUACGUUCCUCAAGGUUGGUGGGCGGACUUCGGCUAUCGUACCGAGUGUCCAGAAAAAGACGGCAGCUGUUGCUGGUGAUGUGUCGGAGGGCGCAGACGAGGACGAUGCAGAGGAAGAUGCGAAACCUAAGAAGGCCGGCAAAAAGAAGGCCAAGGCUGUCAAGGAAGAGGAAGAGGGGGUGGGAGAAGACGCAGAAGAGGACUCGAAGCCGAAGAAGGGUAGCAAGAGAAAGGCUGAGGCUGUCAAAGAAGAGGAAGAUGUCGAUGAGGCUGAAGAGGAGGCACCAGUCAAGCCAAAGCGAGAACGCAAGAAUGCGAAGGAGAUCAAGGCAGAGGUCAAAGAGGAGGAUGCUGAUGCUACGGAGGAGAAGCUCCCAGUAAGAGCAAAGCGCGGCAGCAAGAAAGCAAAAGUAGAAGUGGAAGAAGCCGAGGAAAAAGAGGCGGUUGAAGCUGAAGACAGGCAGCCGGUCAAGAAACGCAAGACUACUGCGAACGGCACUGCAAAGCAGAAGAAGGCUACCGCUACUAAAGAAGAGGUCAAAGGCGACGAUGGGACGGCAAAAAGGCGAUCAGGACGUCUGUCGAAGUAACGCGCUAUUGUACAGCGCGUAGGACUAGAAAUAACUGUAUUCUGAUGUUUUUGUAGGAUAUAGUGUAUGUUCAUAGUUGGUUCAAUUGAGCGAAGAUGUUUGACGAUAGUAUAAGGCGGGGUGUAGAGCGCACGUGCGUGACGAAGUCGAGGUGCGGGCGCUGUGGUCAUAGCACUCGAACAUUGGAAAUUCAAGCUCCCCAC